AUGUCAUUGAGUUUUGAAAAUAAGGAAGAUUCUCCAGCUGCCGCUGCUGCUUCUUCUACUUCUGAGGAAUCGUUAGAAGUUUCCACUUUCACCACUACAGACUCUGAAGGUAACGUUUCCACCGGUACCACUACUUACCCAGUUGAACACACCUCCAGAUCUUCUGAGGAAUCAUUGGAAGUUUCCACUUUCACCACUACAGACUCUGAAGGUAACGUUUCCACCGGCACCACCACUUACCCAGUUGAACACACCUCCAGAUCUUCUGAGGAAUCGUUAGAAAUUUCCACUUUCACCACUACAAAUUCUGAAGGUAACGUUUCCACAGGCACCACCACUUACCCAAUUGAACACACCUCCAAAUCUUCUGAGGAAUCAUUGGAAGUUUCCACUUUCACCACUACAGACUCUGAAGGUAAUGUGUUCACUGGCACCACUACUUACCCAGUUGAGCACACCUCCAGAUCUUCUGAGGAAUCGUUAGAAGUUUCCACUUUCACCACUACAGAUUCUGAAGGUAACGUUUCCACCGGCACCACUACUUACCCAGUUGAAGACACCUCCAGAUCUUCUGAGGAAUCAUUGGAAGUAUCCACUUUCACUACCACAGAUUCUGAGGGUAAUGUGUCCACUGGCACCACUACUUACCCAGUUGAACACACCUCCAGAUCAUCUGAGGGAUCAUUGGAAGUAUCCACUUUCACUACCACAGAUUCUGAGGGUAAUGUGUCCACAGGUACCACUACUUACCCAGUUGAGCACACCUCCAGAUCAUCUGAGGAAUCAUUGGAAGUAUCCACUUUCACUACCACAGAUUCUGAAGGUAAUGUGUCCACUGGCACCACUACUUACCCAGUUGAGCACACUUUCAGAUCAUCUGAGGAAUCAUUGGAAGUAUCCACUUUCACUACCACAGAUUCUGAGGGUAAUGUGUCCACAGGUACCACUACUUACCCAGUUGAGCACACCUCCAGAUCAUCUGAGGAAUCAUUGGAAGUAUCCACUUUCACUACCACAGAUUCUGAGGGUAAUGUGUCCACUGGCACCACUACUUACCCAGUUGAGCACACCUCCAGAUCAUCUGAGGAAUCAUUGGAAGUAUCCACUUUCACUACCACAGAUUCUGAGGGUAAUGUGUCCACUGGCACCACUACUUACCCAGUUGAGCACACCUCCAGAUCAUCUGAGGAAUCAUUGGAAGUAUCCACUUUCACUACCACAGAUUCUGAGGGUAAUGUGUCCACUGGCACCACUACUUACCCGGUUGAGCACACCUCCAGAUCAUCUGAGGAAUCAUUGGAAGUAUCCACUUUCACUACCACAGAUUCUGAGGGUAAUGUGUCCACUGGCACCACUACUUACCCAGUUGAGCACACCUCCAGAUCAUCUGAGGAAUCAUUGGAAGUAUCCACUUUCACUACCACAGAUUCUGAGGGUAAUGUAUCCACUGGCACCACUACUUACCCGGUUGAGCACACCUCCAGAUCAUCUGAGGAAUCAUUGGAAGUAUCCACUUUCACUACCACAGAUUCUGAAGGUAAUGUGUCCACUGGCACCACUACUUACCCAGUUGAGCACACCUCCAGAUCAUCUGAGGAAUCAUUGGAAGUAUCCACUUUCACUACCACAGAUUCUGAGGGUAAUGUGUCCACAGGUACCACUACUUACCCAGUUGAGCACACCUCCAGAUCAUCUGAGGAAUCAUUGGAAGUAUCCACUUUCACUACCACAGAUUCUGAGGGUAAUGUGUCCACAGGUACCACUACUUACCCAGUUGAGCACACCUCCAGAUCAUCUGAGGAAUCAUUGGAAGUAUCCACUUUCACUACCACAGAUUCUGAGGGUAAUGUGUCCACAGGUACCACUACUUACCCAGUUGAGCACACCUCCAGAUCAUCUGAGGAAUCAUUGGAAGUAUCCACUUUCACUACCACAGAUUCUGAGGGUAAUGUGUCCACAGGUACCACUACUUACCCAGUUGAGCACACCUCCAGAUCAUCUGAGGAAUCAUUGGAAGUAUCCACUUUCACUACCACAGAUUCUGAGGGUAAUGUGUCCACAGGUACCACUACUUACCCAGUUGAACACACCUCCAGAUCAUCUGAGGAAUCAUUGGAAGUAUCCACUUUCACUACCACAGAUUCUGAGGGUAAUGUGUCCACUGGCACCACUACUUACCCAGUUGAGCACACCUCCAGAUCAUCUGAGGAAUCAUUGGAAGUAUCCACUUUCACUACCACAGAUUCUGAGGGUAAUGUGUCCACAGGUACCACUACUUACCCAGUUGAGCACACCUCCAGAUCAUCUGAGGAAUCAUUGGAAGUAUCCACUUUCACUACCACAGAUUCUGAGGGUAAUGUGUCCACUGGCACCACUACUUACCCAGUUGAGCACACCUCCAGAUCAUCUGAGGAAUCAUUGGAAGUAUCCACUUUCACUACCACAGAUUCUGAGGGUAAUGUGUCCACUGGCACCACUACUUACCCAGUUGAGCACACCUCCAGAUCAUCUGAGGAAUCAUUGGAAGUAUCCACUUUCACUACCACAGAUUCUGAGGGUAAUGUGUCCACUGGCACCACUACUUACCCGGUUGAGCACACCUCCAGAUCAUCUGAGGAAUCAUUGGAAGUAUCCACUUUCACUACCACAGAUUCUGAGGGUAAUGUGUCCACUGGCACCACUACUUACCCAGUUGAGCACACCUCCAGAUCAUCUGAGGAAUCAUUGGAAGUAUCCACUUUCACUACCACAGAUUCUGAGGGUAAUGUAUCCACUGGCACCACUACUUACCCG
Molecule: messenger RNA, 2793 nt
Organism: Vanderwaltozyma polyspora DSM 70294
Lineage: Eukaryota; Fungi; Ascomycota; Saccharomycetes; Saccharomycetales; Saccharomycetaceae
Exons: 1
Source: RefSeq, a predicted model, not a curated record